CGCGAUCGCUGGCUCGCCAGCCUGCCUCGCCAGCCUGGGUUCCGGCCGAUCGGAACGCUCCUGGUAGCCGCGGUCUACCACUCGGUACACCGAUCAUCGCGCGUUUCAUCGAUCCGCGGAUCGUGUGACAGUGCUUCCGCGUUGUGCUCGAUCGCGACAGUCACCUCGGGGUGCGUUCCCCGGGGGCUACGAGUGUGUUCUGUGCACGUAGAUUCCCGUGACCCGUGCUUCGCUGCAGUGAACACUAGGGGAGAGAUGACGCGGUGAAUGUGGUGAAUCGGGUUCCGUCUAAGAACCUGAGAACCUGAGGAUCAUGAAAAGUGUCCAGCGGUGUACGAAUCGCGGUGUAGAUGCAAACUAGAGUGAAGGGAAGGGGGGUGAUGCGUAAUGUCGGAUAAAGGUGUAACCGUGUUCGCGUGUUUCCCACGAUCGAACCUCGUUUGAGCUGCGUCGAAACCUUCCUUGCAUCGGAAGUACUCGAAGACUGUACCGAAUAAAGUAGUUCCGAAUCCAAAGUCGAAUAUAUGAGUUCAACGACCGAUACGCGAGCACGAGCAACUGGAAUCGAUGUGCAAACUGUACGCCCCAGGUGAAAGAGGAACGACCUCCAUUCUAUGGUUACACUCUUCGAGUCCAGCUACCACCGAGUGGAAUUAAACGAGAACGAGCGGCCACCUCGUUCCAUGCGCGACAAGCAACAACCCCUGGAGCACCAGCAAGAGGAUCCGGAGGAAUCGGCGCAGCUAGGGAGUUCGGGCAACGUGCAGCAACCCGGAGGACACCUGGAGGCGUUGGUCCACGUAGACAAGGAGCUCGAGAGCCUGAAGACGAGGCCGACGACACCCGUCCUGGCGAACGACGGAGGGGGUGGCUUCUGGCUGGCCACGGUGGCCGCGGGGGCAGGUGCCCCAGCCGGGCUGCCCCCGCACGGGACCCAUCAUCCAGCCAUGGAUCCGACAUGCGGGACCGCGGAAACCGGCUUCAUCAACAGCCAACCGUCCAUGGCGGAAUUUAUGACCGCGUUGCCACAGCUGGCUGGCGACGGUAGCCUUCAGCAUUCGCCGGGAACCGGGGGUUCCAUCAGCCCGGGCUCCCAUCACCCUGGUUACCAUCCGAUGAUGGACCCUCACGGUGUCGCCGAUCCGUCCGUCAACGUGCCCGAGUAUCCCUGGAUGAAGGAAAAGAAGACCACAAGGAAGAGCAACCAACAAGAAAAUGGUCUGCCGAGGAGGCUACGGACUGCGUACACGAACACGCAGCUCCUCGAGCUGGAGAAGGAGUUCCACUUCAACAAGUACCUAUGCCGACCGCGAAGAAUAGAGAUCGCCGCGUCCCUGGACCUCACGGAAAGGCAGGUGAAAGUGUGGUUCCAAAACCGACGGAUGAAGCACAAGCGGCAAACGCUGAGCAAGGAGGACGGCGACGAGAAGGACGGGUCGACGUCGGACGGAAUGGAGAAGUCCAAGACGGAGAAAAUGCUCGCCAUCGACAGCGACGAGAAAAAGAGCUGCCACAACUGUGAUAUCUCUGGCGUGAGCGACGUGGGUAGCACGUUGUCCGGCGACGUGACGGAGCUCGGAUCGUCCGGGUGUCGCGGUAGCAACAACAAUAACACGCCCAGCGCCACGAACAAUAACAACAGCAACCCUGGCUUCAACGCGAACAGCAACGGAGCCAGCAGCGUCGGUAGCACGAACAGCGUGUCCAGCUCCUUCGAGAAGAUGAUAGCGGACGACGACUCGAGGUCUCAAGACGGAAGCGAGGUGACGUCGCCCAGCGUGGCCAGCAAGAAACAGCCCAGCGACGUUCGAGUGAAGGUAGAAAGCGGCCACAAGAGUCCCAAUCCUGUGAAACAGCAAAUCUCCGUCAGCAAAAAGUCACCGUCGGCGAACACGAAGGAGCUUUGCUCGGUGAACAGCAACGGCGUACUGUUGGCGAUGCCCGACUCCACCGUCAGCACACCCGUUCUACCUGGUCAGAAUUCAACGAGAAGCUUGACGCCAUCCUCGACGCCUGGUACUCCAGUUUCCGUUCAACUGCAACAAGGCAGUCCCCUAGGAAUCCAAGCCACGCAUGCAGCCUACAUGCAGAGACCGAGAAGCUCCCCGUCCUCGACCAGCUCGGUGGCUGCGCCAAUGAUGCACGGAUCCACGAACGCUGGUACGAUGUCUCCCCACGGUGCUAGGAACAUCGCCAGCAACCCGCAAACACACUUUCAGCAGCAGAGCGUCUACCAAUCGGCAUCAUCCGUCGACUACAGAAAUGGAGUGCCUAGCAGACAGACCGUCCCGACGGCCACGCAGCAAACCCAGGCACAAAGCACUUACUGCACUCGGGACACCUAUCAGCAGCCCAGGAUCUCGUACCCGGGCGAAGUUCAUCCGCUCUACGCGAGACAGAAUCAAGUGUUGGGCCCCAGAGUCGGGCACCACGUUCGUGGAUCGACGAGUAGCACCUCCAGGGCGAUGUACAACUCUAGUAUGCAGUUCCAUCAACAGCAAAACCAAUACCCUAAUACUAGCGGAGAGUAUAAUGGUUAUCCUCAAGCUGGACCACCUUAUCAUGGCUCUUAUCACAGAGGUAUGCAAGGCAACACCUACGGUUCCAGUCAGGGUUACUCCACUCAACACGAUCAAUCCGCGGAAGGUUACAUGGCUCCUGGAAACUAUGGAUACCCCGCCACCGGAAACUACCACGGUACCAGCGAGAAUCUAGCCUCCCAUGGUCACGCAGCCGUAUCCGUGCAGACUGGUCAGCAUUACUACAACGACAUUCAGCAACAUCAACACCAACAGCAGCACACAGCGGAGGGAUACGUGGCUCAUCAACCGCCUAUGCAUCCCAGCACGGGCGACUACAGAGCGGGGAACAAGUGUCAUCCAAGCGCCUAUUACGAGCAGACCAAUCAACUGCACGUCCAUCAAGGCGGAGAAGCGUCCAACAUUCCAAACAGCUACGUCUCCUCGCCAGAUCCGUUCCCUGCGCCCGGCAUGACGACAACUGCGACCGCUAUCGCGGCUGCCACCGCAGCAGUGAUCACUCCACCCGGUAGCGCAGGUCAAGCCGAAGGCAACGGUGACACUUACGGAAAUUAUGGCAACUUUUACGGUGAUCCUGUCCACGGCGCGGCCCCGCCACCGUCCGCCGACAACAGCAACAGCUCCUCGGAUUUCAACUUCCUCACGAACCUAGCCAACGACUUCGCGCCGGAGUACUAUCAACUCAGUUGAGUUCACGAGACGGAGAAUCCCUGUCAGUUGGAUUGGAACGACGAGCAGUGUCUGCUGAACACGCUGUACUGAUCCCUCGGCCCGCUGACCGAGCGUGCAUUGUGAUGUGUACAUAGUCGAUUGGAGCGGAUCGUGCGCGAGUGUUCUGCAGAUCCCGUUGAUUCGAGUUUGGUCGAGAUCGAGGCUGUCGACUGAGAGUCCAGUCGAUGUCUGCGUUACGAUAACGAAUGCGCGGAUUCGGGUCGGUAGUUGACGCUAGAAGAAUAUUUCCUUCUAGAUCGCUUUGUCUGUGAACGAGGUGAACGACGACAAUUGGUUUCAGUGGUGGUGUUACAGUUUUCUCGAGUGAACGGUGACAUCUCCGGUGGCUAAUCCUGCGAUUCUUCUGGGUUUGUUCGAUCUUUGAGUGAACACGUAGCCUGAGACCCAUCGGAAGCUUGCGGUUCGCUCUCGGAUUGCCUUGUUCGGGGUGCAGGAUGGCUAUCCGAAUCUUCAGCUAAAUUCGAAGGCAGUGUUACCUCGUUCGAGAGGUUGAAAGCUGCGCGUCAUCGACAAAGCAAUCCGAACGCGACACCCCAAGUCGAGUGAACUUUAGUACGAAGUCUGCUUUAAAGCUACAUACGUGCAUAUCGUUGGGUUGAUGUGAAGUGACGGAAGUUCCCACGAUCCUAAUUUUGAAAAUUCGAGGAAGUAUAUACAGGUUACAGCGUCAGUGCAAUAUUUCAGUAAACACCCGUUACUUUUGCGUCAACCCGAUGAACAAGACGAAGUGAAACGCCCUAGCUAAGGCUAAACGACGAUCUUCGUCUCGGUGUGAUCACCUCCGUCCGUAAACAAUGAUUACCUAAACCCUAUCAACGAUUAAAUUGAUCUUCAGUGUCGCGAACACGUGAAGCCAGCCAGGAAGUGAUAGCAGACCGAUCAACGUGAACUGUGCGAUUCGAGAAACGAGGUGCAAGUGCAAUCUUUCUAACGUGAACGAUUUCUGCGUUAAUGGAGUUAGCUUUGUGGUGUGUGUACAGUUCGAUCGAAGCAAAGCGAUACGAGUUGGCGCCAUUUCGUGCUCGCGCCCCAUUGCCAUGUUGUUGCGAGACUUGUGUAUCGAGAACGACGCGAAAGGGAUAGCCAAGAUCGAAGGAAAGAAUUUGCGGUACGUCGAUAAGGGUGGCUGUAGAUUCACGAGCAAUAAUCGAUAGUGAGUAAACGCGUGUAUAUAUAUACCUAUUAGGAGAAGACGAUUACUUUAACGAAAUUUCCACGAAACACGACAUCGUCACUGUUAGAGAACACCGAGUCCGAGUGAGACGAGCCUAGGUGCAAUGCGUUAGUUUUUAAUCAAAGGCAGGAAAUAAUCGUGUAACUGCCUACUCUAAGAAACCCUUUGUCCUGAUUCGAAUUAGGGGCGAGACGAACUGCACUCGUAAGGACACCAUUCGCAGCGAGAACGUUUCAUGAAAAAAAUUAUGAAACUUUUCCGACGUUUAUUUCGCUCACCGAUUUACCGCGAUUCGCUCGACGUUGUUUUACACGUUUUUCGAGACGAAAGCAUCUAGACGAUCGUGCGAACAUCGAAGAACCGAUCGAUUCGCGUUUUAGUUAUGUACGUUCGGGAAUCGUUAAUUUUAACGAUGUUUAUUUUUUACUGUACACGGGACACAUUUUUAUUUCUUUUAGGGUUAACGAAACGAACGCGUCGGAUCGUUUUGUGCGACGCUUUGUAGGGAAUCCGAUCACUUUUCUCACAGACUACGCGUUUCCGAUCGUAAUUUCUACUACAAUUUGGAUAGAAUCGAUUAAUCGCUUGGAGCUACCUCCCCCACUAUGUAUCGCGCCGCGUACACGAGCCCCGCUUUUGUGAUUGGUAAGGUAUCAAUUCGAGAAACGGAGAGGGUGUGCCUGCGAUGAGAGAGACCGAGUGGCGGGGUUGGCCUUGAGCAACCAAUUCAUUCUGGCCCGACUGUAGGCUCUACUUUAAGCGAACCAAAUAAAGAUCGUCGUGAUGAACCGAAUAGUUAAAAUACGAGAUAAGCGUAGCUAGCGGACGUGUAUCUUUGAUUUUCACCUGAACAGCGGGAAUAAUAUUUAAUACGCCGUCGUCUGGUUUGUAUAAAUCAUUAGGAGCCGUGGUUGUUUACACGAGGACUUCUUUGUACAUAGCGCGCUUACGGUAACCGUACACACACACAUCUACAAACACGAACACACAUCCAUACACACGGACACACACGUUGUUUAUUCGAUUCUGAAUGUAUAAUUUCCUCGAGGAGCCGAUUCUCGAACGAGAAAGGAACGUGAUCAUCGCACACGUGUACAUUCGUUCACCGACGCAAAAAUACAGGUCGUACCAAACUUAAAAGUAGAUUGUCUUGUCCUUUCUUUAUCACUGGCACCUUCGUUUCCCCGUAUCGAUCGGUAAGACAGAUGGUCAGUGAUACAAGCACCGUUGUAGCCACGUAUUUUCGAUGAAAAUAUUCCUACGGAACGUGGGGGUUAAAUUCCUGAAUUCUGUACGGAAAAUCGUGACCAUACUCGGAAAGAGGAGGCUGCUGAAAUGUAUGUAUUUGGAUCGUCGUUUCCUGCGAGCCUCGUGUCGACGAAAGAAGCGACGAUGAUGGAUGACUCGAAAUAUCAGAGCAAUCGAACUGAAAUAUUAUUUUUAGCGCGGCCCUCGCGCGCCGUGCUGGAUCCAUAUUUUACCAGCGCGAUGCGCCACAUUUAUCACCCUAUUAAAAUUGAUUUGCGCGCACGAAUUGCGCGCCGUCAUCGGAAAUCAUGUCCUUUCACGCGCCGUGUCCUUUGCCGUUGCAGUUACGCAGAAUUUCGUUGAAUUAUUUACAGGUCCCGAGGAUGACUAGAACAGAAGAAUCCAGGUUUAACGUUAAAUUCGCGAGGUGCUCGGAGACAUUUGCUCGCAGAGUAGUGUGUCGGAGCGAUGGUAUCGGUAACGCUGUAAAGUUCUAGGUUCUAGCAUCGGUUUCGCGGGAAAUCAGAACACACGGAGGAGGGACGGAGAGUCACGAAUCGAGAGAGUCCCGUACGCGCGUCCGUAGACCGGACGAACGGCUGUGUCAGUGAAGUGACUGACAAUGAUGGAUGACUGCGCGUGAUGCGUGUGAGUCAAGCCCAUACGAUGCCGUGGCUCCGAGCUCAUAUGCGGCCUCCUGUCUGAACGAGCCGACACCGAACUGUUGCUAUCGCUGCAUCUGUGCAGA
This is a messenger RNA of Hylaeus anthracinus, 6442 nucleotides long. RefSeq names its product homeotic protein proboscipedia. The record is from RefSeq and is a predicted model, not a curated record. The transcript is spliced from 3 exons. Gene Ontology annotation, molecular function: DNA binding; DNA-binding transcription factor activity, RNA polymerase II-specific. Gene Ontology annotation, biological process: regulation of DNA-templated transcription. Lineage: Eukaryota; Metazoa; Arthropoda; Insecta; Hymenoptera; Colletidae. Bases 615 to 3230 code for a protein of 871 amino acids.